Messenger RNA from Betta splendens (Siamese fighting fish), 9290 nucleotides. It is a transcript of the gene dlgap3, whose product is annotated as discs, large (Drosophila) homolog-associated protein 3. Gene Ontology annotation, biological process: signaling. Gene Ontology annotation, cellular component: glutamatergic synapse; postsynaptic specialization. Lineage: Eukaryota; Metazoa; Chordata; Actinopteri; Anabantiformes; Osphronemidae. Gene Ontology annotation, molecular function: molecular adaptor activity. Bases 404 to 3724 code for a protein of 1106 amino acids. The record is from RefSeq and is a predicted model, not a curated record. The transcript has 13 exons.
GGUCGCUCGUAAUGCUUCGGUGGGGAGUCUUGCCUGUAACUCAGGGAGAUGAGGAGCGAGCGAGAGAGAGAUAGAGAGAGAGAAAGAGAAAGAGAGAGAGAGAGAGAGAGAGAGGAUGAAGCGCCGCUGCUUUUCGCUGCUCUUCCUCCAUCCCUCCACACACGACCGGGGAGCUGCGGAAUAGGCGCGAGUUUCAGUCACUGCCGCGAAGACUGCGCUCCGUGGAACCGUCGUCGAGAAAGCCUGACCUCAAGACUGAUUGACAGUGAUUUAUUCAGACAGUCAUUUCUACCCAAAGACAUGGAGCACCAUUUCCUGAUGAGACUCUGGUGAGACCUGCGCAGCCCUGUCACGCCCACAGCGCCCCCUUUCGGCCCGGACGGCCCACCAUGGUCCGGCGCCUAUGAAAGGGUACCAUGUCAGCCGUAGCAUGUCCCAGCAUUCCUCCGGUGGUGGGGGAGGAGGACCCUGCCAUUGCACCCCCGAGGACUGUGAUGGCCCAGGCAGAGAGUACUACCAAGGUCACCCUGAUGGCCACUAUUACCCAGGAGGUCCGGCCGAAGCCCUGGCGUUGGAGAGGCACCAUUCCCACUCCCACUCCCACUCACAUAGCCACUCUGGUGGGGGUACAUUCCCUCGUUCCCACCCUAGCCAGCACCCAGCUCUGCAGUCAUUCGACUCUUGCGAGGAGUGCUUGUCCUCAGGCCAUGGCGGGAAGAUGCACAGGAUUCCCCCGAACUUAAUGGAUCAGUUUGAGAAGCAGGUGCCCUUUCAUCCCGAUGGCUUCCACACCCUGCAGUACCAGCGCGCUGCAAGCGGGGGCGCCGAGCAACGCAGCGAAAGCCCCUCCCGCAUCCGUCACCUCGUCAACUCCGUGCAGCGCCUCUUCGCCAAGUCCCACUCCUUGGAAGCGCCGUCGAAGCGGGAAUACAACGGCACGAGGGGAGGCGGCGAGUACCGCGGUGAGAGAGGAGGCGGCGGCCACAGGAGUGGCGGGGAGGACGGCGGGGGCCACUACUCCGGCCACCAGUCGCGCUCCACCCGCAGGAGCAAGUCCCGGGAGCGGAGCAAGAGCGGCGACUCGCGCCACGAGUCGGGCCGGCGCCACCGCAGCAGGACGGCGGGCUGGUGGAGCUCUGACGACAACCUGGACAGCGACAGCAGCUUCCUGGUGAGCGGGGGCAGGCGGGGGUACCCUAGUGGACACGAGAGCCUGGAUGCUGCCAUCCAGGAGCUCACCAUGAAGAGGCCCAAGGAUCGCGGCGGUGGGCCGGCGCCCGGGGAGUGCAUGGCUUGUACCACUAUGGCUUUAACCGGGGGCGAAGGAGGGGGGCACCACGGUCACCACGGCCACUCCCUGAAGAGGAGCACCUGGUCAGCCAUGACAGUGAGUCAGGCCAGAGAGGUGUACCCUUCAGCCAGGGGAGGAGGCUAUGAUAAAGCCCUGGUGCCCGUAGAGAGCAAGCUGAAGGAGAGGACCUUCCACUACCUGCAGGUUCCUUCAGAAGACUGGGGCGGCGGAUACGGGGGUGGAGGUGACAGCGCAGGGGAGAUUCCGUGCCGCCGGAUGCGAAGCGGCAGCUACAUCAAGGCCAUGGGUGACGACGACAGCGCUGACUCAGACACCAGCCCCAAAGCCUCUCCCAAAUCCACCCUGAUCGCUCAGAGGGACGCCUUCAGGCGAGCCAUCAGCAUGGAUCAAAGGUACUCGUGUAAACAGUGCACAGACUCCUACCCUAACAGCCGGACUACACCUAAAACCCACACCCGCUCCCGCAGCUACACCCGCUCCCUGACCAGCUCCCAGCUGGGCGACUCGUUGAACCGCCAGUUCGAGGCGGUGUGCGAGACCAUGUUCGGGGAGGUGGAGUCCCAGGCCGUGGAGGCCCUGGACCUGCCGGGCGUGUUCCGCACCCGCAGCCACAGCUACGUCCGUGCCAUACAGGCCGGCUGCUCCCAGGACGACGACUGCCUGUCCGUCUUCUCCAUGUCCGGUCCCCAGGGAAGCAUCAAGAGCGGCGCCGUCUUUCCUUAUCGUAAAGGUGCCCCCCCUCCACUCCCACCUCGCAUGUCCAAGUCUUCGCUCUCAGUGCGGGCUCAGAGCAGCACUGAGUCCACCCAGGAUGCCUACUUCCAGGGCAGCGGACAGCUGGCCCCCGGCCCGGGCCCCGGGCGCCCCAAGCAGCACAGCAACUCUGUGGACCUGGGCAGCUCCGACGGGCCUUCGGGUCGCACCUCCAGAGGAGGCUACUACACCACAACGGGCCCUCAGCGGUCUCGGCAGCACAGUAACUCAGCUGAGAGCCUGGACGGGGUCAGGGGUUCGCGGGAGCUGGUGCCGUACGGAGGGGGUCCCGGAGUAGGGGUGCGGCCCAAACACAGCAGCUCCGCGGACAGCCUCCUGGAGGGGCCGCCGAGGCCCGCCAGGGAGAGGGACAGCAGGGUGGGGGGCAGCCUGGGAAAGUCCUCCUCCCUUCCUCAGAACAGCAUGGUGCUGACUAAAGCUGUGGGGCAGGAGGAACGAGGCGCGAGAAAGUGGCGGCCAUCUAUAGCCGUGCAGGUGGACAGCUCAGAGACUCUGUCAGAUUCAGACACGGAGGGCAAAGGUCUUACAGAGGUGCACUCAAUAGGAGUCCAAGUGGAAGAUGAUAAAAGGCGAGCUCGCUUCAAGCGCUCCAACAGCGUCACGGCGAGCGUGCAGGCCGACCUGGACCCCGAGGGCUUCCCGGGGCUCAGCAUCGCCGUGCCCACGCAGGACAAGAGCCUGCAGUUCGGCUGCAGCUUCCAAAGGCACUCGUCGGAGCCCGAGUCGGCCGGCCAGUACACCGAGUGCCACCGCACGGUCCACACGCAGGGGCAGUGGGCCUACAGAGAGGAUUUUAUUCAGAGUGGCUACAACACUGAGGCCUGCCCGACAGACCCACGCCCCCACCAGCACCCACACUUACCCCCGCGCUCCCACUCCCCGCUGCCCAUCGCCUCGGAGCGCGCCUGGGCCGGCACGCCAUCCCUGGAGGGUCCCCGGAGCCUGCCGGACUCGGGCCGAGCGUCGCCCUGCAUGAGGGACGGCGAGUUCUUCCUGCGCCUCCUGCAGACGGAGGUGGAGAGGAUGGAGGGCUGGUGCCAGAACAUGGAGAGAGAGGCGGAGGAGAACGAGCUGCCGGAGGAGAUUCUGGAGCUGAUCCGUAACGCAGUUGGCAGCGCCCAGAUGCUCAUGUCUCAGAAAGUCCAGCAGUUCUUCCGCCUCUGCCAACAGAGUGUGGACCCUUCAGCCUACCCCCAGCCCACCUCUCAGGACCUGGCAGCUUUCUGGGACCUGCUCCAGCUCAACAUAGAGGACGUCAGGGUCAAGUUUCAGGACCUCCAGAGGCUCAAAGACUCGGGUUGGAGGCUCCCGCCUGAAAAGAAGGAGGAUAAGAAGCUUCCUCCUCCCUUACCAAAGAAGCCAGCAGGCGGGGUGAGCGGCGGCCUCCGGGCCGAUAGCGUCGGCGAUGGGGGCCCCGGGUGUGGCGGAGGUGGGCCGGGGGGCCUGGUGGUGCCCCGUCUCGGAGGCCACACGCUGCCCAUCCGGGAAAAGUCGCUGGACCUCGGCGACCGCCAGAGGACGGAAGCCAGGAGGAGGCUGCUACAGACUAAGAGAACCGCUUCCUUCAGGCAGAACUCAGCCACAGAGAGCGCGGACAGCAUCGAGAUUUACAUCCCCGAAGCCCAGACUCGACUCUGAACUGAACUCCGCCCACCUCCUCGAGGAGCGGACCUGUGUUUCCUGCUGCCACUCCGUCGUCAUCCCAUCCAAUCACUCUCCGCUGCUGCGAAUUCAGUUCGUUUGCUCAUUAAACAAGCAAUGAAAGCCAUUUUAGUGUCUUGAAAUUUAGAAACGAUAUCGACACGGACGCCUAGACUCCAAAUGGGAGCUCGGCUGAUUUGAGUUACACACAGUUUGAAGUACAGUAACUGAUAUUCUUUUUUUUUUUUAAUUUUGGCUUAUAGCAAACAGAUUUUUUGAUACGACAGCAGUCGGCAGAGGUUCACGCAGUAGUAGCAUGCCUGUGCGUGUUCACCCAGCACUUCGUUAUCACUCAAAAUAAAGGGCUUUACAGGCGCAAAACCUGACAGAAUCCCCCGCUAUGGAUCCGUGAUGCCAUUUGCAGUGGACUCACCGCCUGAAUCACAAGGAGUGUCCAUGAGUUCCUGGAUGAAUCUCGCCAUCACUUUAAAUGCCCUUAAAGUCACAUGGCUGGCAAUGCCCAAAGAACAUCAACUACAGCUGGCACCUUUCACCAUCUGUCCACCCAGGCGCUCGGCCGGCUGAUGGAAAACGCCUCGCGCCUCUCUCCCCUCCGUUCUACACGCCUAGCACGUCCAACCCGGCUGUCUGAAUGUGCGAAUGCUGUCUGUACAUAGUGUCGCCACUCGAGUGUAGCACCGCAGCCCUGACCGGUAGAGACACGCUCGGUGGGGUUAGUGAGCGGCUUCGGGGGAGCUGCCUUUAAAGGCUUUUCGGGACCUCGCUGAGGAGACUCCUCUUUUCACUGUGAGACUGCAGCUCCACCAAGUGGUCUGGGGAGAACCCCGUCACCGGUGGCCUGCAGAGAGCUCAGGGGUUCGGAGACACCCUGACGAAACGCUCACGAAGGAAUCAGCUUCUUCAUUCUCUUCAUCUUCCCCCCGACCCACAACCUCCUUUUAAAUAUCACUUGAUUGAACUUUCCCGUGAUUUUUCUGCAUCAUUAAAAACCUAAAAAGCUGCCCGAUCUUCGGCAGAGUUCACUCGCCUAACUUGAAGUGCAGUCCUCUCAGUGUGACACGCUGCUAAAGAGAUGAUGCAGCGUUUCUGCGAUGAAACAAAAGGAGUCAUCCACCCCCGCCCCCCCACAACCCUUUCCAAAGAGUCAUCAAAGAGAGGACGUCGCUGUGUGAAAUAAUAGAAAUCAAACAAGUAGAUAUUUGAGCUGUGAGAGAAACCAGACUGUAUGUUCGUUGCACUGUUUGUUCCUUUUACCUUCAACCUACCGAAAUGACACAGCCUGAUGUUUUCACUGAACAAUUUGAAGAAGUGUCUCAUUCACAGAUUUGGUGUUGAAGUCUUUUGUACGGAUGCGGUGCACGAGCUCGUUUGGGCGCGCGUGGCGUGAACGUGAAGGGCCGCGCGUCGGAGCCCCGGCAACACUAAAACGUCCAAACUAGCCAUUUGAAAGACAAGAAAAAUCACCAGAUAUUUGAAUCUUUAAGCAUGACCUUCAUUUCUUUUCUAACCUUUGGAUGGAACAUGUUGUUUAAAUGGGAUAUUUUAAUGGGAGAUGUAUAUUUUAUAGUAUAAUCUACGUUUCUAGGUUAGUGGAUACUUGAGUACAAUUACAGAAGCAUAUAUCAAAUGUGAAAUACUACAGUAUUAUUAUGAUAGAUUCUAGCCUUGUGUGAUACUACAGCUGUGUGAGCAUAUCCAGACUCAGUACAUAUGAAAAACGUGUUCAAAUGGUCAUUAUCUUCAGUUUGUGAAUGCUGGGUCGGGUUCACAGGGUACAACUGGCAAGUGUGGUAAUUGCCAAGUACGAUCCUCCUUAGGCCUACUGUAUAUUGUUCUGUGGUUCUAACAACGUAUACUACUGUAUCCCUGAUUUGUAUUUCCUCUUAGAACCAACUACAUGUGCCUAACCAGCUAUAUGUGGAGGUUUCCUUUGAACACAGUUUACAGUACGUAUAAAUAUAUAUAGCGAGAGACAGAUGUGUAAAUAGAAACCUAUCAAAUCUGCAGAGAAUAUUGUUAAAGAAAAUGUUUUAUUGUAUUGACAUGCAAUCCUUCGUCUCCCUCAUCUCACUUGCAAUACACAUACAAGGUUGGCAGAUUUUGUUCUUCUUCACACUGCAUGCGACCUCCUUUUGAAAUGUCUGGCAGAAUUUCAUUUUAGAUAAAAGGAAAAAAGCUAAUUUUGUAGCUUAUAAACUUUUUUUUUGAGUUUGAAAAUAACUGAAGGGAUUUUUUUGGAUGCGGCUAUUUCAACGCGUCACGUCUUUGUGUAUUAUAAACUUGGGAAGGACAGCGGCAACCGGAGACCUUGAAGCAACAAUCAGCUUUCUGAUUUGACGCUCGACGGAUCGAUUCGACGGCCUCAGCGUUACACAAGCUGGCCUGGCGGAGGCAAAAAAAAUAAUAAUAAUAAAAACAUAAAGGGCUGAGAGUUGAAUUCACUUGCAGCAUGUGGGUUGCAGAGCAGCCUUUUAUCCUCUCGUCUCCUACCCUCAAACUUGACGGCAUCUCAGCAGCGUUUGACACGGUCCUCAUCGAACAAAGCACAACGACCUGCUUUUAUACUGUUACUGCACUGUGAAGGACUCUUGACUCCACCCUCACAGUCCUCAAAAUGUACACACGGAGGGAUGGCGAGGUCUUUCCAAGACGGGACGCCCUUGAGGGAGACGCCGGGGCUUUAAGAGGCUUUGUUGGAUCCUUUUCAAACGUAGCAACUACUACUUUUCUUGGACUCUCACUGACUUUCUCCUCUGUAACUGUAAUCACAAGCUGAGGUGUUAGCCAGCCACCUUGCCUUGCAACAGGUCCUUUGUAAACACACUUGUGGUGGUUGUGAUUUCCAUAGCUUUUGUUCCGUGUUUCCUCCAUCCAUCUGUUCCUCAAAGCAUCCGCCGCAGUAUAACACGGAGGCCUCCGCUCAAACUAGCAACCAGUUGUGUUAAGCAGUCAUUGCAGACACGAUCCAACACCAGACAGACUACUAUUGGAACCCUUUCACCUCUUUCUAAAAGUGCAACAAGGGGCCGUGCCGGACGGAUAAGUCACCUCUGAGUACCUCAGUUUCUAGCAGCAGUGUCUCCAACCCUGACCCAGGCCUCUGUCCUCAGGAGAUUCUCUAGCACCGCGAAACCAACAGACCCUGAGCCUCCAGGGCUGGAGCCGGAGCGGCCCUGCAGCCGCCCCCCAGGGAUGUUGACCAUAUUCUCAGAACAAAGGGGCGGGACGCUGUUCGAGCCCAUGUUGUCCAGUAGCCAUUUACUGAGACUGGAGGGACGCAUGCGGGGGUGACUGUAGCCGAUGUGUGUGAAGCUCAUCUGGAACGAAGUGGUGCAAGUGGGAUGUUGUAGCAGCAGAUUUGAGUUUUAGUUUGACGUUUCUCAGAGGCAGAGCUGCUCUGGAGGGAAAGUCGGCUCGUCAUCCCAGCAAUUUACCAGCAAUUAUUGGCAUUUGUAGAAACAUGACGGCUUUGAAUCAUGUUCUGAAAUAGGUCUUUUCUCAAAAUUAUUUUCCUGAUCUAAUAUUUAUAUAACAGAUGUUUACAGCAAUGGAAAAUACAGUUAUUUAACAUAUCAGACACAGACGGUGCAUUUGUGAUCAUCCAAAUAUACCAUAUCUACUAUUACUAGGAUCUAUUAUCCAAACUGCUUAAUUCAGUAAUUCUGAGGUGACGCCGAUGCAAUGCCUUCCAUCGAUCUUGUCUAUCUACAGCAUAACAUCCUGUUUCUUUUCAAGUGAACUAUUCAAUUUUGCAGUUCAAUCCAGACUCCAGUCUUAUUUUAACUGUUAAGUUUGCAUUCAGGCACUCGCAGAGUUGCGUUAAGGUCAGGGAAAGAUUGUGGGCUGACUUGAAACAGGUCCAUCCCACGGUCACAUCACAGACGGCAUCAGCUCUGAACCUCAACAAAAACACAAUCUUUCUCUACUGUAACUCUGAACAAAGUGCCUCUCUCCCCUAAACCCAACGCCACACAGAAACUCAGGUCUGCGGUUCGCCAGUCUCUCAAAUUGUUAUUUCCACAAAAUAAAAGCUGUGGUUUCCCCAGAGGAAAGGUUGGUUUAAACCAACCGCCACUGACAGUAAACCCUCAUUUUAAUCUGUUGACGUUGUACCAGAUGUGCUUACGUUUGGUUUUCCUCAGAGCCGUUGUGGUUCCCUUUACCUCCAGAGCAGCUCAGAACCAAGACGAUGUUAAACUGAAACUCCAAUGUGCCUUUAACACUGAGGUGCAAUUGUGUUUUUAUGUGUGUGUGUGUGUGUGUGUGUGUGUGUGUGUGUGUGUGUGUGUGUGUGUGUGUGUGUGUGUGUGUGUGUGUGUAUUAACACUGUAAUGUCGCUUUACAGUAAACACACAGGUAACUCAUGUGGAUCAGAGACAACGGAGCAAUUACUAUGUAAUUAGCAGAAACUAUCAUACCCUGUCACGCUCAUGUUUACAGAACUGUUCAUACAUGUUGCCAACGGACACUGCUCCUCUAAAUACUACAUAUAUUGUUAUUACAAUAUAAUUAUUAUUAGUAUGAUUAUUGACAUUAAAAUGAUUAAAUGUUGCCAUCACGCUCAUUAUUAUUAAUGGUGUUGUCGAUUAUUAGCUAUGGGUAAACAUUGUUCUGUAUUCAAAGGAGAGUCUUGUGUACAAUAACAAAAAAUUGUAGUUUAUUCUUUGAUGGAAGGUUUAAAAUCGCUGCUACUAAGGAGAUGGAGUAAAGGAAAAGCAAACUGACAAUAACUCUGGGAAGACUUUUUAUUUCUCUGGGAUGAAUGAUGGACACUGGUGUGAGGAGUGAGAGACCUUGAGGGAAGGGAGCUCCAAACAGAUGGACUGAAGGGACGAUCCAAACUUUAGAUCUUCUUCCUCUGCGUGCUUUUAUCCCACUCUGAACUCUCAGCUGUGCCAGAGAAAGACAAAUACCAUCAACCCGAUGCAGAUCCUCCGCUCUCUGUAUUCUACUCUGCAAUGUAGCAAAACCUUUAUAGCCCCAUCUCUGUGUCCACUCCUCUCCUCUUCCGUCUCGCCCACACGGGUUUGACACAGCGAGCUUUUCUGUCUUUGAGCUCAGCUUCACAUUUAAGUUCUCUUUGUUUUCUCUCCAUUUGAUUCAGUGCCAAGACAGCAUAUUGUACAUAGAAACAUUGCUUUUGUUGUUUUCUCCUUUUACAAAACAGCAUAUAGCAAUAGAGAUAAUAUAAGAUAUGAAUUUUUCAUAGCGUCACCACUGGACACACGACACACGAGAACAGUUUGAAUUAGUGCUGGACAACAGUGAACGGUGUUGCACAGUAACGUGAAAAAUCAUGAUUCUUUGUUGUGUUGUAGUUCUGAUUUUUUUUACAUUUAUUUAUGGAUCUCGUAUCUUCUAUGGGUCUAGAUGUGCCCAACAAGCACGUCUGAUAGCUCUGAAGCCCAGAGAGAUGGCACACUGUGACGUGGUUUACCCCAACACAGAAUGUAACACUGUCAACGUUGUCAAAACAUUUUCUAAUGGCUAAUAUUAUUACUAUUAAUGAUUAUUAUAAAGCUAUUUUAGCGAGUUAAAAGAG